This is a messenger RNA of Fusarium coffeatum, 2589 nucleotides long. RefSeq lists its product as uncharacterized. Gene Ontology annotation, cellular component: actin filament; cytoplasm. Gene Ontology annotation, molecular function: actin binding; microtubule binding. Gene Ontology annotation, biological process: actin filament polymerization. The coding region runs from base 1 to 2589 and encodes 862 amino acids. Lineage: Eukaryota; Fungi; Ascomycota; Sordariomycetes; Hypocreales; Nectriaceae. The transcript is spliced from 3 exons. The record is from RefSeq and is a predicted model, not a curated record.
AUGCUUCAUCUCUUGCGCAUCCUUCUUACCCCAACCUCAACCAGUCGCCCUACUGAGACGUCUACUUCGGCGUACAGCGACGACGACUCUUCUCAAGAACAUAGUCAAGACUACAGUUCUGACGACUUAUACGACGACGAAGACGAUUACGACGACGACGACGGUCUUGGUCCGUCUGAUUCUGCCUCUACCAGCGACCACGACCAGCAUUAUCGCCAUCACGCACCUGUUCAGCGUCAGCACCAACUGCCUCCUCACCACCAAUUCCCACCACAGCAUCAGUUCCCCCCUCACCACCAGCAGCAGCUAGCUCAUCAUCAACCGCCCUCUCGUCAACCGCCCCCUCGUCAACUGCCUCCUCACCAGUCGCAUCAGUUGCAGACUCGCCAACCAGGUCCUCCACAGGAUUAUUAUUCACCUGAGGAGGAACCCAGACGACCUCAGCGUAAACCGCGGCGCGAUCAAGCAGCGUCGCCUGCCGCUACUAUGGAGGAUCCUUACGGAUAUGGUGCGCCUCAUGGCCGUGGUGCCUAUGGGCAUCAUCAGCCUCCGGGGCGUGCUCGUCCGGGCUCAAUGUAUGGCAGAGGCCAACAGCACGGUUAUCAGAACCAGAUGGCACCUUACAUGGGAGCAUACCCUCCCAAUGGCCAAAUGGUGCCAUUUGGUGGUGCCUAUGGUGAUCCCACCAGCCCUUACGGCGCUCCUGGCUACGGUGGGGAAGGAAGAGGCAUGUACGAUAUGAUGCCUUAUCAACAACCACAGAAUGGUUACUAUGGUGCCAUGCAGCCCCAUCCAUACAAUUUGCCGGCCCAUAUGAGCGGGAUGCAGAUAGCACAUCAGUCGCAGCAGUUGACGCCGCCACCGCCCCCUACUGAAGUAGCUGUUGCCAAACCAGCCACGCCAGCUCCCCCCAAGGAGGACCCUGAUAAAAUCCGAUUAGAAGCCGAAAUUGCUGCUUUCAAGGCCAUGGAAGAGAAGCAAAAGGCUGCGGAGAAACAAAAGGAAGCCGAAGCCCAGAUCCGAAAAGAAGCCGAGGAAGCUUUCCAUCGAAGAAUGGAAGACAUGAGAUUGGCUCAAGAAGAGGCCAAGAAAGAAAUCGAGAGGGCCAGACUCGAGGCGGAGAAGGCUGCCCGGGAAAGAAUGGAGGCUGAGCGAAAGGCUGAGGAAAAGCGAGCGCAAGAACACGCUCGUGCGAUGGCAGAGGCCGAAGAGAAGGCUCGACUCAAGUUUGAAGCCGAGAUGAAGGCCGCCGAAGACCGAAGAAAGGCUGAGGCUGAAGCUCGCAUCCAGGCUGAAGAAGAUGCCAGGAAGAAGUUUGAAGCUGCUGCAAAGGCAGCCGAAGAGCAACGAAAAGCAGAGGCCGAAGCCCGCGCACAAGCCGAGAAGGAGGCGCGCGAGAAGUACGAAGCCGAGAUGAAAGCGGCCGCCGAACAGCGCAAGGCUGAGGCAGAAGCCAAAGCUAAGGCUGAAGAGGAGGCUCGUCUGAAGUUAGAGGCAGAGUUGAAGGCAGCCGAGGAGCGCGGUAAAAGGGAGGCUGAAGAGCGAGUCAGAGCUGAACGAGAAGCCCGUCUGAGGUUCGAAGCUGAGCUUAGGGCAGCCGAGGAAAAGAGGAUCAAAGAGGAGGAAGAGCGAAAACAGGCUGAAGAGCUUGCACGCGUGCGUUUCGAAAAGGCCCUGCAAGAGGAGGCCGAGGCCAAAGCUGCUGCUGCACAGAAGGCACAGGAGGAAGCUGAACGCCUUAUGAGAGCUGAGCAGGCAGCUAAGGAAGAAGCCGCGAAGAAGGCCGCCGAAGAAGCCGAAAAGCUUAAGAAGCUUGAAGAAGAGGCUCGUGCGAAGGCCGAAGCUGAGACCCUUCAGAAGAUUGCAGAUGAAAAGAAGAAGGCAGAAGAAGCUGCCGCUGCUGAGGAGGCUGCGAAGAAGGCCGCAGAAGAAUUGAAAGCAAAGAUCGAGGAGGAGGCAAAGGCCAAGUUUGAAGAAUCCACCAAGUCCGCUGAGAAGGCUCCGAUCCGGUUCAAGGACGCCGUUGGUCGCAAGUUCAGCUUCCCCUUCCACCUAUGCGCCACUUGGCAGGGCAUGGAAGAUCUUAUCAAGCAAGCCUUUAUGCAGGUCGACGUCUUGGGUCCUCACGUCAUGGAAGGCCAUUACGAUCUUAUUGCCCCUGAUGGAGAGAUCAUCUUGCCUUCUGUAUGGGAAAAGGUGGUCCAGCCAGAUUGGUCCAUCACUAUGACAAUGUGGCCGAUGGACAAAAUGCCCCCAUUGGGACCAAAGAUGCCUGGGGGGCCCAACAUGCAUCAUGGCAAGCAUGGUCCCAUUCCUGUUCCCCCUGGCAUGCGUCCUCCCAUGGGCGGCGGUCCUGGUAUGAUGCGACCGCCUGGUAUGCCACACGGUGCUCGCAUGCCUGGACCUGGGGUCCCACCCCCUCCAGGAUGGGCACCUGAAGAUAUGCGUCCUGGUGGUGGUAUGCCCGUACCAAACGUUGUGACUGUCGGCCCUACAUCUGGCAAGUCAAGCAAGCACAAGAAGCCAUCCAAGGACCACGGUUCAGGCGUGGCUGGAUUCUUGUUCGGCAAACCUCCAAAGAAGAAGUGA